This is a messenger RNA of Paramisgurnus dabryanus, 3066 nucleotides long. Its product is annotated as patched domain-containing protein 3-like. Gene Ontology annotation, cellular component: membrane. NCBI's taxonomy places the organism in Eukaryota, Metazoa, Chordata, Actinopteri, Cypriniformes, Cobitidae. The record is from RefSeq and is a predicted model, not a curated record.
AAACUGCUGGAAGAUGGUGAAAUGUAAAACUAACUGCAUUGAAAGGCCAAUUUCUCUGGUUUUUAAAAAGUUUGGCCGUGUUGUUGGUAGACAUCCAGUUGUGUUUCUCAUAUUAUCUUUAUUUGUAGCUGCUGGUCUUGGAGCUGGUUUUAUCUUUCUUAAAGACAGGGAGGCAAAUGAUAUUGAAGAUCAGUUCACACCUGUAAAUGGACCGGCUAAACAGGAGAGGAAGAUUGUAGAGGAAUUUUUCACACAAACUGAAGAAUUUUCUCAUCUGCGGCUUUCGUCUGAAGGAUCUUAUGCAUCUUUGAUCAUUACAGGUUUGGAGGGAGAAAACAUCUGGACUGAGGCUGCUUUUACUGACAUUAUUGAGCUAGAUAGACAAGUUAAGAGUAUAACAGCAGGUGACACUUUUAUAAACCUUUGUGCCAAAACUAAAGGAAAGUGCGUGUCAAAUGCAAUUUUGGACUUCAUGAAUUACAAUCAUGGAGAAAUUAAUUUUACAACCAUUAGAUAUCCUGUAAAUAAUGGCGUAUUUUUAGGAACAACUGUUGGUGGUGUAGAGCUAAAGACAGGAAGCUCAGAGAUAAGCGGCGCUAAAGCAAUCAGACUUUUUUAUUUUCUUAAAGAAGAAAACUCAACACGAAACACUCAGUGGCUUGAUGGUUUCCAAAACUUUUUCUCAAACUAUUCAAGUACUAUGAUGGUGCAUGUCUCUUACUUUACAUCAAUAUCCAGACAGAAUGAGUUUGAGACAAGCUCAGACUCUGUGAUUCCCCUCUUCUCCAUCACUUAUUUCCUGGCCAUUACCAUUUCAAUUCUUUCUUGUCUGAGGUUAGAUUGUGUUCGUAACAAGGUUUGGGUUGCUGUUGCUGGUGUCAUCUCUGCUGGUUUGGCUGUUGUAUCCAGUUUUGGAUUGCUGCUCUACUGUGGGAUGCCUUUUUCUAUGACAGUGGCAACAUCCCCCUUUCUCAUUCUUGGUAUUGGAGUUGAUGAUAUGUUCAUUAUGAUCUCCUGCUGGCAGAAGACUGGAGUUGAUAUUGAAGUUGAAGAUCGUUUAGCCGAAACAUAUAAAGAAGCUGCUGUGUCCAUCACUAUCACCACACUGACAGAUGUGCUCUCUUUCUACAUCGGUCUCUUAACUCCCUUUCGCUCUGUUCAGUCUUUCUGUAUGUACACAAGUACGGCUCUUCUCUUCUGUUACAUCUUUAACAUCACAUUUUUUGGCGCUUGUCUUGCAUUGAAUGGAAGAAGAGAGAAGGGCAAUAAACAUUGGUUGACCUGCAUGGAAGUCCCAAAACCCAAUGAUGAUGAUACUGGUAAUGUUUGUUGUGUUGGUGGAGCUUAUGAUAAAGAAACUGGCACUGAUUCGGCAAUGCCAAUGGAUUUAUUCUUUAAAAAUCACUACAGCCCGUUUCUAACAAAGACCUGGGUUAAGAUCUUGGUGUGUUUGUUUUAUUCUGGCUAUCUGGCAGUCAGCAUCUAUGGAUGUUUCCAACUACAGGAAGGACUUGAUCUGAAACAUUUAGCAACAGACGGCUCAUAUGUUGGUUAUUAUUAUGAUGAUGAAGAUGAUUUCUUUUCUGCUUAUGGUCCCAAUGUCAUGUUAGUUAUAACAGAUGAAAACUUUCAGUACUGGAAUUCAGAUGCGCGUCAGAACCUCGACUCAUGUUUGGAUCUUUUUGGCAAUCUGUCAAUGGUGUCUAAAGAUGAAGAAGUUUCACGUGUUUCUUGGCUUCAUGAAUAUAUGAAAUAUGGACGGUUUCUUGGUGUAAAUUUAAACAAUGAAACACAAUUCAAACAACAUUUAACUGCGUUUCUUAGUGUUUCUGGUUUUAGUCAAGAUGUUAACUUCACUAACAAUAACAUUUCUGCAUCACGUAUGUUCUUUCAAACUGUUAACAUCAGGACAGCAGUCGAUGAGAAGAACAUGCUGAAUGCAUUUAGAGAAACAGCAGAUAAAUGUGUAAAGUUACAGACAUCCAUGAAUCUAACCGUCUAUCAUCCUGCAUUUAUCUAUUUUGACCAAUACACUGAGAUAGUCAGUAAUACAAUUCAAAAUCUAGUAGUAGCUACAUGUGCAAUGUUAGUUAUUUCACUCCUGCUAAUCCCAAAUCCUCUCUGUUCAGUCUGGGUAACAUUUGCUAUUGGAUCUGUCAUUGUAGGUGUGACUGGUUUUAUGGCAUUAUGGGAUGUUAGUUUAGACUCAGUAUCUAUGAUUAAUCUGGUUAUCUGUAUUGGUUUUUCUGUGGACUUCUCGGCUCACAUAUCUUAUGCUUUUGUGUCCAGUGAGGAACGUUCAGUAAAUGAUAAAGCCAUAGAUGCCCUCUAUAAACUGGGAUAUCCCAUAAUACAAGGUGCAGUGUCCACUAUUGCAGGUGUAGUGGUGCUCGCUGCUGCAAAAAGCUACAUCUUCAGGACCUUCUUUAAAAUCAUGUUUUUAGUCAUAAUGUUUGGGGCUGUUCAUGGCAUCAUGUUCAUACCCGUGUUCCUCACUUUCUUUGGGAUUUGUAGUAAGAUGUCUCGUACCAAACCUGAAACAAAUAAACCGCCUGAGUGCUGUAACAAAGUGAUUCCACGAAUAUCAACAGUAAUGAGCCCAAAACUACCACAGAUAAAUGAGGGAUUUAUUGAUUUGGAUUGUUACUGAGAAGUUUACGUUUGUAAAUGAUGUUAUCCGUUAUUUCUCUCAGAAGAUAUAUCAUCUUCAACAAGGGGUUGAAUCUUUAAUUUAUUAUUUUUUUAAAUACCCAGUGUCAUGUAGAUGUGUAUAAAUAGCACGAAGUGUGAAAACCGUGCAAUACAUACGCCAAAUUCCAAUAAAUGAUACGCAAGUCCUUCCCAUUCACUUAAACGGGGCAUCUUUUUUGUCGUUUUAUUUUUUGGUUUCUCAAUUUUUUCUGUUUUUUAAACCAUUUUCGCUUGGGUUUAGGGUUAGAUUUCAGAUUUGUUAUUUAAUAUACAGGUUUCUCCAUGUUUUUGUCUAUAUUUAAGCCAUGGUCGCUUGGAGUUGGGGUUAGAAUUGGGGUUUGGGUUAGGAUGUCAUUUUUAUAUAACAAAAAGUAG